Molecule: messenger RNA, 1228 nt
Organism: Purpureocillium takamizusanense
Lineage: Eukaryota; Fungi; Ascomycota; Sordariomycetes; Hypocreales; Ophiocordycipitaceae
Exons: 1
Coding region: 459-986 (175 amino acids)
Source: RefSeq, a predicted model, not a curated record
CUCCGUGCAUACAUUCAGGCUCUGCCUCGUUUGUCGCUCCAAUGGCGGGCAUCCACGUCCCGGGGGGAGAAGCCGAUGCCCGCCGGCUGGGCAGCAAUUCAUUCAUUCACACGCACGCCAGUGGGCCCGCCCCGGAAAGACAAGUGACCGCCCAGGUUGAAAGAAAAGGCGAGAACCACGCCCAAGAACUGGUUUCCAUGGUUUGGCAACACCGAGUGCAGAAUACUUUGAAAUAAUUCUCUUUUACCUUCUCAAGGUCGACAAGGCUGCCGCUCUCCCCCUUUACCACUCCUCUCCUCUCCGUGGCCCGUCUUCUAUCCGACGCAGCGCUUCAUCGGGCCGCAACCCCCACUUAUCCCGGGCUCCGGUUUGGCUCCAAUCCCUCCCGGGCCCCCCGCACGCAGCAGAGUCGCCGAUCAGUUGCACCGGAAGCCCGUUACCUACCCUGAACCCUCGGCAUGCGCUCCGGGCCAUCCUCAUUCCGCAGGUACGGCCUGCGGAGCAACGGUUUCUUGAUCUUCUUCUUCAUCCCCAUCAUUGUGACGAGCUUUCUCGUCCUGCAGCCCCUUGGGCAGUUCAUCCCCAGCACCACGCGCCGAUCUCCAACCACACUCCCCGCCAGCGCAAGCAGUCACAUCACGGGCAACGAACCCAGUCAACACGCCAUCCGGGCGAGCGGCGCCGUGCACCGCCGCGCCGAGGCAGUCGGGUCCGUGUGCUCUAGCGAGGGCCAGUGGAACUGCAUGACGAGCUCGUGGCAGCGGUGCGCAGCCGGGCGGUGGAGCGAGGUCGUCAACUGCGCCAAGGGGACGGUGUGCGCGCCCGCGGGCCUGACCGACGACUUUCACGUCCAGCACGACGGAUCCGUGGAUGGCGGUGGCGGCAGGAAAACGGGAGGGAGCGGCGGGCAGAGUAAGGGGCCGAAGGGGUCAACGAGCUUGCCGCUGUUAGGCGUUGUUCUAUUGCUUUGGGCGUUUUACGUAUGAGCGACGAUGCGUGUCAUGGAUGGCACGUUGCGGGCGUUGGCUACUAGUAGUUCUCAAUAAUUUUAGCAAAGGCCCCUGGCGGAGAGAUAGGGGUUGCGGCAUUGCGACGUGUUGGUCCCCCUCACUCACAUGAACCGAUCAAGCUUUCUGGCUGGAAUGCAGGCGAGUGACGGAGUGCAAUAGUACUUUGUACGUGGCAACAGAAUUGACGGCUGUCAGGACUCAGCAUGACGUUUUGACAG